Messenger RNA from Aspergillus melleus, 789 nucleotides. RefSeq lists its product as uncharacterized. The transcript has a single exon. NCBI's taxonomy places the organism in Eukaryota, Fungi, Ascomycota, Eurotiomycetes, Eurotiales, Aspergillaceae. The record is from RefSeq and is a predicted model, not a curated record. Bases 1 to 789 code for a protein of 262 amino acids.
AUGCUGUUCAGCAUACGACAGGCUCAGAAAGGGGGAAGAGUCUUAGAUGAGGAGUUACUCGGCUCUGCCGUACAAGCUUGUUGGGAACUCUGUGAUAUCUUCCGAGAAGGUUGGUCUCGACGAGGCCUGCGUAAUCCUGAUCGCGGCACGCCCCGGCCAAGCCAGACGACAUACCCCCAGAUUGUUCGGACUAGGGAAAAGGGAUCUUCUGAGGCUCAUCUGAGUGAUAAGGCCUCGCAACAGCAAGGGAAUCCCGAAACACCUACAACCAUCUUCGAGGAUACUGCCGCAGCUUCUCCUGAUGAGGCGCCACUUCAGAACAUCUUUGUUUUAGGACAAGGCCUAGCAACAUGGCGAUCAAACUCUUCAAGCAUUUCCGAACAAACCCAAUCCUCUGGGCAUUCAACGAACACAAUAAAGACUUCCUCCAACGAUCUUAGCUUAGAAAGCCUUAGGAUACUGAUGGCGCAGGCUGCAAUCAACUGCGGGUAUUUACGUGACGGUCCGCAGGGCCUGCCAUCAUUCAUCAAAUCACUUUCUUCAGACGCGUUUGGAUCAAUGUCUUGGCAAUUGUCACUGCUUAAGAAUUACAAGAGGGCUGUUGCAACCGAUCCUUGGUUUCGAGAGAUAGGGCCUCAUGCCCGUGCCAGUGCUGCCGACAUAGCAAAAGCCGCGCAAUCAGCAAUGCAGGCCGGACGAUUUCCUUGGCUCGGGGAUCUUUACCGCUUUGUCUUCGGUUUCCAUUUAGAGGAGGCAAUCGGCCAUAAAGACAUCAUGCUUGAAGUCUAG